Molecule: messenger RNA, 857 nt
Organism: Ochotona princeps (American pika)
Lineage: Eukaryota; Metazoa; Chordata; Mammalia; Lagomorpha; Ochotonidae
Gene: C19H5orf15
Product: chromosome 19 C5orf15 homolog
Exons: 3
Coding region: 51-836 (261 amino acids)
Source: RefSeq, a predicted model, not a curated record
CGUCAUGACGUAGCGCCUAGCAACAGCGCAGGCUCCGGGUCCAGUCCGUUAUGGUCGCUGCUUCUUCGGGGAGGAUGAGGGGGUCGGUGCGGACGACACUGUUGACCAGACUCAGCCUGCAGGCCCCCGCGAGGCUGAUGCAGCCGCUGGUCCUGGUGCUCCUGCUUGCAUCCGCCCUGUCCAGUGUUGUGUCACAGAGCCUCGCUGAUCUCGACUCAGAUACUUCUCAGAAUUUGCCUGCUUCCCCUGGGAACCAAAGCCACUCCGUGUCCCACUUGAAUACCACCAUGCUGCCAUCCAUGCCAAGUGCCAAGAGCAGAGGGGCCUCUGCCACCCCCCAGGCCUCCCCCACCACUUGCCCGCCCCGGGAGGAGCCUGAGAGCCACGGAGAUCCCAGCAUGGAGGAGGAGGAUCUGCUCACGCUCAACAGUUCUCCGCCCACUGCCAGGGACUCUCCAGAUGCCGGCGAGUACGGAGAGCCGGACUAUGACUGGACCGCCAACCCCCGGGAGGCCGAGGCCGAGCCUGAGCCGGAGGAGAACUUAGACGAGAACAGGGGUUACAUGGAAAUUGAACACUCAGUGAAAUCUUUUAAGACCCCAUCCUCAAAUAUGGGAGAAGAAGAUAGCCAUUUCUUUUUCCAUCUUAUUAUUUUUGCUUUUUGUGUCGCUGUUGUUUAUGUUACAUAUCACAACAAGAGAAAGCUUUCCCUUCUGGUUCAGAGCAGGAGGUGGCGCGAUGGCCUCUGUUCUAAAACAGUGGGCUACCAUCGUCUGGACCAGAACGUGAAUGAGGCCAUGCCGUCGCUCAAGAUCACCAAUGAUUACAUUUAUUAAAGCGUUGUGAUUUGUUUGCUU